UUUUGUCAUUUCCAUUGACUUAGGUUGCAUUAAUUGUACGCUGUUUUGAGAGUGUCCGAACAAUGCUACACUUGUCACAUAUCUUGAUCUGUCUAGUACUUAUGUAUAAGUGUUGGAGUCCUGUCGAAGCAGAUGAUGAUAAAGAUGGCGGGAUCGAUCAAAGAGAUAGAUGUAGUAACCAUGAUCAUGACGACGAUGACGACAGUGAUGGAAGACAUGCAUGGGGCGACGACGCAGACACGAAAUGUAAAAGCAGUACAAAUCGGGUUCCCCUCGACAAACCCAAUGUCAUCCUGAUGGUUGCCGACGACAUGGGUGUUGGAGAUCUGACGUCGUAUGGCCACCCUACCCAGGAGCCAGGCUUCAUUGACCACAUGGCAGCCAAUGGCUUGAGGUUCACCAACGGAUACGUGGGAGAUUCUGUCUGUACUCCAAGCAGAUCGGCUAUUAUGACAGGUCGUCUCCCAAUUCGAAUCGGCACUUACGGCAACACUCGUGUCUUUCUGCCAUGGACGACCACCGGUCUACCAAAGAGUGAGGUUACCAUCGCUGAGGCGAUGCAAGCUGCUGGAUACGCCACUGGGAUGGUCGGGAAAUGGCAUCUUGGAAUCAAUGAGCACACUUCAUCCGAUGGGGCCCAUCUUCCUUACAAUCAUGGUUUUGAAUUCGUGGGUCAUAAUCUCCCCUUCACCAAUAGCUGGAAGUGUGACGAUACCGGGCUCCACUUGGACUUUCCGAACACCCAAGCCUGCUACUUGUACUACAAUGCCACCCUCAAGGCUCAACCGUAUCAGCAUCGCGGUCUGACGCAACUCUUUACGAAUGACGCUGUUCAUUUCAUCAAUCGAAAGAAACGGGAACCGUUCUUCCUCUAUGUUGCCUUUGCUCACAUGCACACCAGCCUCUUCUCCCAUCCGGACUUCGCCUGUACUUCCCGCCGCGGUCGCUAUGGUGACAAUCUCUUGGAGAUGCAUCAAGCUGUUAAGAACAUCACCGAUGCUCUAGAAGACAACAAAAUCUUGGACAAUACUGUGAUUUUCUUCAUCUCUGACCACGGUCCACACCGAGAGUACUGUGAGGAGGGCGGGGAUGCCAACGUGUUUAGAGGUGGUAAAUCGCUCUCGUGGGAGGGUGGUCAUCGGAUCCCCUACAUCGUCUAUUGGCCGGGGACAGUCAAACCCGGUAUCUCGAACGAACUGGUCACAUCCAUGGACAUCAUCAAAACCGCUGCUGAUCUCGGUGGGGCGCCCUCUGGCACAUUUCCAGAAGGUCGGGUGGUAGACGGUAAGAGUAUCAAGGGUCUGAUCCUCGAUCCAAAGACACAUAAGUCGCCCCAUACUGAAGGAUUCUUCUUUUACUGUAAGAACAACCUAAUGGCUGCUCGACUUGGACAAUACAAGGCACAUUACAGAACCCAACGUGUACUCGAUCAGCCCACGUACGGUGAGCGCUGCGAUGGCGGUUUCCCGAUCGAAGACUACUUCGACUGCAACGAGUGCGAAGGCGAAUGCGUGAAAUUCCACGACCCACCCCUCCUUUUCGAUCUCUUCCAAGACCCCGGCGAGGCCUACCCGCUCAACGUGGAUCAGUUCGCCGAUGAAUUGGCCCAGAUCCAGGAAGCCGUCAGGGUACACAACGCUUCGUUGGUAGCGGGAGCGCCGCUUCUGGACUCCUUCGACAUGUCGAUCGUACCCUGUUGCAAUCGCGACACAGACUGCAUCUGUAACUACACUCAGGAUCCUCAGAUACCAGAGUGCUACGAGUAUCUUAUUGAAGUAUCCAACAGACACAAGAACCCGACGACGCCCGCUGUGGUUGGCCCGCCUGUAGUUCCUCCAGCUUAAGAAGUUCCUUAAAGAACACCCGAAGAAAAAGUUGAUUAAAAAAUGAGAAAAAAAAUCCAACAAGAAUAACACUAAAUCUUUCAUCAAAAUCGGAUGUAAAAUAAGAAAGUUAAGAUUUUUUUAGUUUCGCUUAAUUUCUAUUCACAUCCUGUUCGGUAUAAUGAGGGAACUGUUGACAUCACUCACUAUUUCUUUUGUAUGCCAUUGUCCUGUGAAACAAAGUUUUAUUCCUCCAUGGCCCUGAGAUAUUACCAUUGUUUUAAUAUUUUAUGGUUCAAUCUAGUUGGUCCUUAUUGUAUUAUGUAAAAAUGAAAUAUUGUAUAAUUCAAACAAUAAAAUACAAAAGAAAUAGUGAUUGCAAGGACAUUAUCGACUCUCACAUUUGCAUGUCACUGAAUUGUGCAUAAAACUGUUUUGUGAAAAAUAAGCGAAAUUUUAAAUAUUGUCGUAACUUUCUUAUUUUACAUUCGAUUUUGAUGAAAUUUUCAGCGCCAUGCUUGUUUGAUUUUUCUCUAUUGAUUUAAAUCAACAUUUUUCUGGGGUGGACUUGACCUUUAAAGUAGACCCUAAAAAGUAAUCAUCCGUCUACAUCACAAAAGGUCUCAUAGUCCGUCUCAUUUUUUUCAUACCCACCCCCUCCGUAAUUCCUAGUAAAUUAUAUUUUCAUGAUAAAGUAACACGUUUCCAGAGUAAAUAUUUAUAUAUACGCUAUUUUCUGGAUUUGGUAAUUUGAUACCCUUUUUACUUCUUAUACGUGAGCGCAUCAUAACACCUUUAACGCGUUGACAACAUUAUAAAUGUUGAUCCCCACCAUAUCCCAUAUUGCAGAGAUCGUAGUAUUGAAGGAGAAAACCCAUAUACUUAGCUAGGAUCAUCAUUAUUUGCGGGUCAAGAUGUUGCUCAUCUUAGCAUUCUUAUACGUAAUUUAAUUACUAUUGCAUUUCUUGCGUCUCGUCUUUAUAUAUUUCAGUACAUAAAAAAAGAGUAUUAUACGGUAUAUCUUCCAAUUAAAAGUCUAUGAGAAACUCUUGUGGCCCUAUCUUCCAUUCAUGGUGGAAAUUUUCUUCCCUACAAGCCCACAUGGUAAUUCAGGUACUAGAUUUUCAUUUCUAUUCUUGACCAAUUCGAUUCGUGUCUUAUGGCUGUGUUGCUCUCAUGAUGAAAAAUAGGCCUCAAAACAUUUCUUUGCUAUCCUUUCUUCUGAGAAUAAUAAAGAAUCCGGAAGAUUAGAAAACUUUGACCACA
This is a messenger RNA of Lytechinus variegatus (green sea urchin), 3089 nucleotides long. RefSeq names its product arylsulfatase-like. Lineage: Eukaryota; Metazoa; Echinodermata; Echinoidea; Temnopleuroida; Toxopneustidae. The transcript has 8 exons. Bases 63 to 1844 code for a protein of 593 amino acids. The record is from RefSeq and is a predicted model, not a curated record. Gene Ontology annotation, molecular function: arylsulfatase activity.